GCAACGAAAACAUCAACCGUGACCUGGGCAUCCUCGCAAUGAAAGAUUAAAUACAGAAGCAAAAAGUGACCUAAAAAAAAAACUGUCCUCGCACCCUUUUUUUUUGGCUCGGGCAUUGACUUGGGUUUCUAUCGGAUCUAACCUUCGACACAACGACCUUCGAUUCGACCAGCAAUAUUUUUUUAGAGCCGUCUAACUCUGUAUCGUCAAUAUGACUGUUAGUUAGGUUAAAAAUUUAAGACUUGACGCACCUCUUGUUAGUCUAGCUAAGAGAAGAUGCAAGAAAUAAAGGCAAGUUAAAAAAAUUUAUUAUUUAAGGCUUGAUUAAGCACUUUCUUUUUCCACAAGUUUUCUUCCUAUAAACAUUUUUUUUUUAAUUAUAUAACGUUUUUUACAGUGUAGUGCUUCCAGCUCUACCAAUUUUAUUUAUUUAAAUUUUUUAAUUUUAAACUCAAAUGAUUUUUAAUAAUAAUAAUAAUAAAUUCUAUCAGGAAUUAUCAAAUCAUACAUUAAUUAUCAAAUGUGUGAUGAACUUUAUGUCAAACAGGAAAAUAAGAGUUUGUGCCAAUGAUAACACCUCAAGAAUACACCCACUCCACAAUGGCAUUACGUAGAGAUAUCCCCCCUCUUGGUAGUACUUUUUCUCAUUGCGUUCAAAAGUCUCUCAGAUAUAAUCGAGAAGCACAAUGAACUUCAACACACAGCAGUGUUGCCGUUUUAGCCUUUUUCCGGACAGAUCUGUCCGGUUUUUAACUGCGUCAGCCUUUUUCCUUUUUCUAUUUUGAUCUGGCCUUUUUUAUCCGUUUUUUAUUUUUGUGUAAAGUGCUGAAAAGUAAUCCAAAUGUACAUUACUUUUAUAUCGAUAGCAGCACUUUUAAAUUAAUGCAACUCUGUUGUACUCGUAUAUAUCGAUAUACAGUGCUACAAUUGUUACUUUUAUUGUGAAAUUUGUGCGGGAAAGAUGCCAAAAGAAAUUUACAAGCAAAAGUUGCGUGAUUCAUGGCUAAAUCAGCCGGAUCUAAUGCAGUGGAUGUGUCGUGACCAAAAAGACAAUGAAAAGGCGUACUGUAAAUACUGCAAAUGCAGUAUAAACCCGAAAAUUGACCAAAUCCGUGCACAUAUGGUGACGAAAAAGCACAUACAAAAUGCGCAGCCUUAUGCCCAGGCAAAUAAAAUUAAUUUUAAGCCGAUAGCAACAAACGCAGUUUGUAAACAAGAAGCGGCACUGGCUAUUUUUGUUGCACAGCAUGCUGCCACAAAUCCAGUUGGCCACCUCAGCAAAUUAUGCAGUAGUCAUUUUGGCGCCAAAGAUUUGAGGUUGCAUAGGACCAAGUGCACCAAUAUAAUUAAAAACGUUCUAGCAGUCCACUUCAAUGAGGACCUAAGGAAUGACAUUGGAGACGAAAAAUACAGUCUGCUUGUUGAUGAAUCGACUGAUAUAAGCACCACUAAAGUUCUUGGUGUUGCUAUAAUUUUCUACAGCGCAAAGCGAUUGGAAAUCACUUCGACAUUUUUGUGCUUAAUUUCAAUUGAAAGUGGAGACGCGCAAAGCCUUACAAAUAGCCUACUGGAAAAAUUAAAAAUCCUCAAACUUUCCAUUGGCAAUUUAAUUGGAAUUGGCACUGAUAAUGCCAAUGUAAUUGUGGGUAAUAAGAAAAGUUUGAAUGUAGAAUUGAAGAAGUCGGUGCCGUCAUUAGUUUUGAUUAAGUGUGUAUGCCAUUCCGUGCAAUUGGCCGUAAAUGCUGCUUGUAAGCAGGCUUUGCCACAAUCACUGGAAUUCAUAGUGAGCGAAACAUACGCAUGGUUCUGCAAAAGCUCUUGUAGGCAAAUUGCUUACCGCAAGCUGUAUCAAGCCAUAAAUAAUGAUGAGAUUAUCAAACAAUGUCUUCGUUUUUUAUACUAAUUAUAUACUAAAAUGUAAGAUUUGUAUUUGUGUUUGUCGAAGAGUAUAUAGAUAAUAUGUAAUAUAAUAAAUGAAUUUUCAGUUAAACAAUUUUUUUUACAAUUAUUUCUUAAGGCUCCUCUUAAA
This is a messenger RNA of Drosophila bipectinata, 2029 nucleotides long. NCBI's taxonomy places the organism in Eukaryota, Metazoa, Arthropoda, Insecta, Diptera, Drosophilidae. The record is from RefSeq and is a predicted model, not a curated record.